This is a messenger RNA of Penicillium brasilianum, 5226 nucleotides long. NCBI's taxonomy places the organism in Eukaryota, Fungi, Ascomycota, Eurotiomycetes, Eurotiales, Aspergillaceae. The record is from the annotation of a GenBank genome assembly.
CUCAGCCCCAGAUGCAAAUGAGAUCAGUCUCGUUGUACGGGGCGCAGCGGGGGAUCGAGUAAUCUGCAGCGGGCCGGACUCCACCCAGGGCAGGGCGAGCCUGAGAGGGCCAGCAUGGACAGGGUUGACUACCCUAGAGAGUAUGUAGUUGGUUAGUAUUGGCUAAAUUACUAAACUAAGCUAUAUGUACAGUACAGGUGCGUACCGGUCCCGUUCAACCCGUGGAUCGUAGUCAUCUGAAUGGGUCAGGGGAUGUUCCCAAAUAAACAUUACCGUCCAUCACCUGCAGCCACACCACCACCCCGGUCCUGCCUUCCUCCUCUUAUAAGAGAGCUCGGACCUGCCUGACAUCCAGACAUCUUUCAUUCUCCUUGCAGAAAUGGUUGUUCUCUGAUCAAAACCUGCAACCAUUUCUUAUCAUGACCCAUCACCCCCCCGUCAAGCCGUUUGGCUUGACGCAGGUCUAUGCGCCUCCACGCGGGGAGAUCCCCACCGUCGAUAUAGUCUUUGUCCACGGCUUGAACGGCCACCCCGAGAACUCUUGGACCAGCAAGACCUCUGGCUGCUUCUGGCCCGUCGAUCUUCUUCCUGAUGUUCUCGCACAGCUGCGUCCUCGAAUCUUGACCUACGGGUAUAAUGCGAAUGUUGCUGCUUUUACGGAUGGCGCGUCGCGCGACUCGAUCGUCAGCCACGCCGAAACGUUGGCCUCCAACCUUGCCGCAAAUCGAAAUCUACGCAGUUGUUCCGAUCGGCCGAUUAUCUUUGUUUGUCAUUCCCUCGGUGGCCUGGUGGUCAAGCGUGCCCUCAUAUACUCCCGCAGUCUAUCAAACGAGAAGACCGAACACCUGCGCUCCGUGUAUGUUUCGACCUUUGGCAUCCUCUUCCUCGGCACCCCGCACAACGGCUCGGAUGUUGCCAAAUGGGGCCUGUUGCUACACAAGAUUUGCACGGCUGUCCUGCCCAAGAAGGUGAUGGAGGGCUCACCACAAUUGAUCAAGGCACUCCAGACCAACAACGAAACUCUGCAACAUAUUAACAGUCUCUUCGCCGAUAUCAUGAGCCGAUUCCACAUAUAUCUCUUCCACGAGACUCGUUCGAUGGAUGUUCGAGGUACGCGAGAGAUCAUCGUCGACGAGGCCUCCGCUGCACCGUACUUUGAAGGCGUCGAGCGAGGCGGAAUUGAGGCCGACCACAGCCAUAUGUGCAAAUUCGACGAUGAAAACUCAUCAGGCUAUGAAGUGGUCGCUGAAGCAAUCCUUCGCUACUCACGCGAGGCACCUUCCGUGAUCGCUGAUCGCUGGAUUGAAGAGCGCAAGACUCGGAUCCUGGAGAAGAAGGCCAAGGCGCGAGAGAUAUACGAUGGUGCGGAUGACCCUGUCGGUCAAAGCAUGCCGAACUUGAACACGCCUGCUACUGGUCAACUCGUACCGAUUCUCCCUCGAGGGUCUGCCACCAAUGGCCGGAAUUCGCCAGUGUCCGACCCGAGUAAAACAAAUAUUGGGCCUUUAUCUCGCUCGUUGAAUAGCCUUCCGUCCCAAUCGCAAAAAGAACCCGCCCUUUUCGUCGCACCGCCAGGUUUCCAUCCAAAUGCAGCCUUUUUCGGAAUGCAGAAGGAGCUGGAGGAGCUUCAUAGACGGCUUUUCAAAGCCAAAGCACGCGCUGAGCGGACUAUGGCCGUUCUAAUAGCCGGGGUCCCAGGAUCUGGAAAGACUCAACUGGCCCGCCAGUACGUCUUUACCCAGCGUGAGUGCUAUACAGGGGGCGUAUUCUGGAUUGAUGCAAAGUCUCGCGAGUCGGUGUACAAGUGCUUUUGGGAGAUUGCUCAAGCCGCUACCCUUGUUGACCACAAAGAGGCCGAAGAUUCAAAACACCAGGAAUCGCGUACAUACGUGAAUGCCGUUCGGAACUGGCUGCAAUCACGUAACGAAUGGUUGUUGAUCUUUGAUGGAAUCACGUUCGACCACGAUGACGAUAUAAACGACUUUCGGCCGUUUUUGCCUUGGAAUAAAAGGUGCAGUAUCAUCUAUACUUCCAUUGAUGCUACGCUACGGAAGAAGCAGCGCUUGUUUGAGCCAUACUGCCUUACUGUGCCUCGAUUGAAGGUUGAAGACGCCUGUAGGCUACUUUACAAGGAUCUCGGUAUCAGAAGACCUACCCCGGACCAAGCCUCCAAGGCUACAGAACUGGUCGAACAUUAUGAAUGCCUCCCUCUCGCCAUACAUGCUAUAGGACACCGACUCAACGCUACGGGAAAACCGAUUGAGAGAUACCACGUGAAGCACCAAGUCACUGACAAGAAGCUCGCCGAGCCAUUUCUGUGCAUUAUGAACGAUCUAUAUCGAUUGAAGCACCGGGAAGCCCUGAAUCUGAUCAAUCUGCUCUCAUUUCUCGGUCACCAUGUCCCUGUCGGCUUGCUUGUUCUUGGAAGAUCCAUCAUGACGGUGGAGAAUGCAGAGAUCUUGUCUAGUGCUCAAUCUGGGGAGGACCCUGACCUUGAUACCACGCUGGGCACAUUGAUCCACUAUGGUCUGGUCGAGCGGACGUCAGACGCGGAUGUGUUUCAGCACAACGGAUCUGCGAAGAAUUCGAACGAUGAAAUGCACGACGAACAAAAAAAGACUCCUCAGUUGACUGAUUCGUUCACGGAAAGUAGCCAGGAUGGAUUCUUCUCCAUUUACCGGGGCAACUCGCUAGUGGACGUGGUUAAGGUCCAUAGCGUCGUGCAGGGCUUCUGUCGUGAUGAGCUAAAGAUCAAGGAUGAAGAGUAUAAAGAUCUGAACCAGGCACCAGGGUUCUAUGACUCGUGGCUGAUCGUUGCCACUCGCUUCCUCUGCAAAUCUUAUGAGAUGGCCAUGGAGAGAAUGGCUCAUUACCAUGACUGUGGACUGGUCCGUGAUUAUCGUGAAUACGAGACUCACGCAUCUCGCCUGGCUGAGCUCUUUCCCAAGAAACUGGCAAUUGGGAAUCACCCACACGUCAUUCGCGAAGCACGUGAGAGCCUGCGACAACUGAUGAAAAGCAUCAGCAGCGAGAUUGAUCGCAUGUCACCGAGCUCUUCACAAGAGUCGGCUCGUAACCAAAAGUCCGUGUUUGACCGGUCGAGCAGCUCCUCGUCGUCAUUCCCUGAUUCAUCAGCCGACGAAGGCGGUCUCUCACGCCAGUCUACCUGGAACUGGACCGAGUCCGGAUCUGCACGUGCCGAAUCACCGGAGCAAAUGAUGGGUCCUCCUCGUUUUAAAUUGGAACUCUUUCCUCCUCAUAUAUUCCCACAAGCGGGUUCCGAGUCGGAGGACGGUUAUGAGACCGAUGGAGAGGCAAAGGAAGCACCUCGCAUUUCUCCAGCACUCUCGCAGAUGAGCCAAGUCACGGAGAGACCAAAACAGUCCCCCCCCUCAUCGAGUCCGCCCAUUCCUCGUGAGGAUGCGCAUGACUGGCAGCUAGUUGAGCGGUAUUUCAAAACACGUUCGGCGGGACCCAGGCAACAAAGCAAGCGGCCACGAGGGCCGAGUCGAUUUCGGGGUGCCAGGCCAGAUACCCCGUUGGUGAAGGUUUCUCCAAUCGAGGGAAGAGGGUCGUCUAGUCGCAUGUCCUCAGGUCCAAGCGAGAGCUCGUCGAUUUUAUCGUCCGCAGCUGAAGCAGCACUGGCUGCUGUUCGGCGGAUCAGUGGUCAUCAGACAAGCUCAAACUCGGAGGACGUGAGCUCAUCAUCUUCAAACAAACCUCUUUCCUCCAACAAGGAGAAUGUGCCCACAUAUGCGAGUAUCGCUGCGAAGCGGAUCCUAGAGGCAAAUGAGGCUCAGUUGAGACGUCCAGCAUCUAUGCCAGCCCCUUCGGGUCCCGUUGUUAGCUCGGGGCUACAAAUGAAGCCCUCGGUGGAAUCCCUCGACAGUCAGGCAAGCCGUGUCUUUGCGUCUCCACUCUCUCACGAGGUGAUGUCUCACGAACUAAUGUCUCACGAAAUCAUCGCCGAGCCAUUGACUCGAUCAACUUACAGUGACCCUGGACGAGAUUAUCUGGAACACUCGCUCGGAACGUUGGAUCUACAUACUGCGCCUACCUCACAGGUAAACUCUCGUCGUCCUUCCGUACAGGCUAAUAUUGAGCCUGUAAUACGAGACUUGUCUGCGAGUACCCCCGUAUUUCCGUAUGGAAUACCUAUUCGGGAACUCUCCGCAAGCACGCCUUCGCUGCAAUAUCCCCCUCCUUUACCCUAUGAUCAAGAUAUAACCAUCACAAUUCCGCACAGGCGCUCAGUGCCUCAGCGUGCCCCCGAGCCUAUAUUUUCUUCCUCUAUGGCUCCUAAGCACGUGCCGGUAGCACAUCCUUCCGCAAUCAUGCCGGGAGCUCUCCCUUUGUCUGCAACGUCGUCCAAUUCAACAGUUAUAGCCGCCGAGCGCCCUGGGGGUGAAGCCCUCUCUCGUGGAUCAUCUGGGUUCUCACAUCAGUCCUGGGCCACAGAGCCCGUUCGAUCCCCACCACGCUUCUCACCAGCAACGAGCUUCGCCCAGCCUACAGAUAUUACACGCAGUCCAACCCCACUGCAUCAGAAUCAGCACGUAAUUUCCACCGGCGGAAGCUGGCCUCUUGAUCAACCUCUCUCAAGCAGCGCCAGCGCCAUCCAAUCAGACAAUCUAUACCUACCACAAACCCGUGGACGACUAGGCUCAGUCGACGAACGGUUGAGAAACAUGGAUCUAUCCUGGAAUUCAGAGAUUGCCGCCCAAGACUUACGUUUCGGGGGCCACCGUGUCGACGUUCGUGACGCGCGACAGAGACUGCAAGAAGUAGGACGACUUCAGACACCGAGACAUAUGCCCACAUAUCAACUCUACCAUUCGAAUAUGUCGGGUCCCUUGGUUCACGAUGAUGGACAUAUUUAUGCCCCGGCGCUGGCGUUGGAGGUUUAUGGGAUGCGUGCGAGGAGUGGGAGUUCCCCGCCGAGACCGAAUUAUAAUGGGUUGGGUGUGCAGUUUAAUGACCAUGUUUUUGAUUGACUUUUGAUUGAGGUUGGGGUUGGGUUGCAUUUGCAUGAGGGAAGGUGUUGUGUUUCAUUCUUAAAUGUUUCCUUGCUCAUUAGGUUUCUGUUGGGAUUCUGGAUUGCAUCUUAUAUGCCACUAUAGACACCGGAUUUUGUCCGCCGGGUAGGACUUCCUGUUGAAUGAGGGCGAUCAGGCUCAGGCUCAGUGCCCAAGUCAUAAUAUACCAAAAAAGGACAUGUCUUAUAAG